Danaus chrysippus (African queen) is the source of this 1335-nucleotide messenger RNA. Lineage: Eukaryota; Metazoa; Arthropoda; Insecta; Lepidoptera; Nymphalidae. The record is from the annotation of a GenBank genome assembly.
AUGCCUCAUUGGAAUGAACAUAUUUGUGAUUUAGAUGAGAAUGUUACAAUGAAGAAUAUAAAUACAUGUAUUAAUGGGUCUUUAGAUAAAAAUGAUGAAAAAUUCAUCUUUCCUUCUAAACAUCUAGAUAAUCUUAAGCUGUGUAAGUUUAAUGUUGGAAUGGCAACACUUUUUCCAUACUCAGAGAUAGAACAUAAAGAGUCACUAAACACUUUAGAUCGUUUAGAAGAGAACGAAAUAUUUGGAUCUGAUUUAGAAAUCAUGAAGAUAAUGGCGAAAAAAUUUAAUGCUACUCUUGAAAUGUUUUACAUCAAACGGAGUGAAGAGAACGCUUUGUUACAAAAGGAUUACGUUAAAUACUUGCUGAAUGGUAGCCUUGAUGCGUGUGCUGGAGGACUUUAUAAUAUAUAUGGAGAUGUUGUAGCCUAUUCCGGAAUAUAUACUCGGCAGUCAGUUAUUUGGAUCUAUACUGUAGAACGAGAAAAGAGAUCUUGGCAAGCCUUAUUGAGAAAAACUGGUGGCCUCUAUAUAUUUCUAAUAUUUUUGGCGUCUUAUUCCAUAAUAUGGAAAUUGUUUUGUCAAUUUGACGGCCGUGCAGUUUCAUUGAGCAAUACCAUUCUCUAUAGUUUUGGUGCACUUGUUGGUACAACGUCUUUACUAGACGCGAUGUCCUUGAAACAGAAGAUUCUGAACUUAUCAUACCUCAUACUGUGUUUGCAUCUAUCUUCUUACAUAAGUACUCAAAUGUAUUAUUAUCUAACAGUUGAGAAUCCGCCACAAACGAUAAAAACAAUAGACGAACUUGCUAUAUCCGACAGAACCCCAUACUUAGUCCCAGGAAAAAAAUAUUUUUUAAAUAAUGAGAAAUAUAUAGCAUUUGCAAACACAUCGCGUGAUUGCGAGGAUUUUCUAGAUUGUGAGAGAUCAGUUCUGAAUAACAGAGGUUCAACACUUAUCUUAGAUGGAUUUUUACAACCCUUUCAGUCAUUAACUGCCGUUAAAGAUGAAUCAAGGAUAAUGAGAGUGGACGAAGAUGUCCUGGUGAUUUAUCACGAAAUGAUUAUGAGAAAAGAUAGUUCUAUGGUAAACAAAUUUCACAAUAUUAUACAAAGUCUUUUUGAAGCUGAUAUCCUAUUUCAAUAUGUGGACAGCGCAGUACCUAUUGAUAUAGAAAUAUACACAGGUAAAGUUGAAGCAGCGGCUAAAGAGCCAAAAUUCUUUACAAUGGUUCCAGAUAAAAAGCCGUUGAUCUCCAGGCGUCAGAGUGGUGAAGUGGAAAAUUUUAGAGAGGAUGAUAUGAAUGUAGCGGUUGAGACAACAACAAGCAAGCAAUAA